UGGUGUUCUUCAUCAUGCUUCCCGCCAUGUUUGGCCUUUCUCUGGGGGUCACUGGAGUCUACAUCCAGAUUCUGGUUAAAAAUACUUGAGUGGGCCACAAUACGCAUCCAGAAGGGACGGCAGGAGCAGCCCAGCGUACCGGUCCCUCUGCAUACAGGGAUCAUAGAACGAGCCCGGGGCUCCAUGGAGGAGCAAAUGGGCCAGCUCCGGUGCCCUCGGCCCCCAGCAGCAGGGGAGUUCUGUUUAAGUGACGCUAUGUACUUCUGCAAGAAAGGUCUGGAGAGCAUUGUGGAUGACCAGGUGACGCAGCGAUUUUCCUCGGAGGAGUUGGCCUCUUGGAACCUCCUGACCCGCACCAACCAGAACUUCUACUACAUCAGCCUCCGCCUCACCAUCAUCUGGGGGCUCGGAGUCUUUGUCCGAUACUGCAUCCUCUUCCCCCUCAGGAUUACUCUGGCCAUUAUUGGUCUCUCGUGGCUUGUGAUUGGAACAACUCUGGUUGGAUUUCUGCCUGAGAGCAGUGCAAAGAAGUGGCUGAGUGAGCUGGUCCACCUAACCUGCUACAGGAUCUGUGCCAGAGGACUUUCUGCUACCAUCCACUACCACAACAAAGAGAACAGACCUCAGAAAGGAGGAAUCUGUGUUGCAAAUCACACCACACCAAUUGAUGUGGUGAUUCUGGCCAAUGACGGUUGUUAUGCCAUGGUGGGGCAGAUUCAUGGAGGUCUGAUGGGUGUCCUUCAGAGGUCCAUGGUGAGGUCCUGCCCCCAUGUGUGGUUUGAGAGGUCAGAGAUGAAAGACCGGCACACUGUGACCAGCAGGCUCAGAGAUCAUGUCGCUGCAAAGACGAAACUUCCCAUCCUCAUAUUUCCUGAAGGAACAUGUGUGAACAACACCUCUGUCAUGAUGUUCAAAAAGGGAAGCUUCGAAAUUGGAGGAACAAUUUAUCCAGUUGCUAUUAAGUAUGACCCUCGGUUUGGAGAUGCUUUCUGGAACAGCAGCAAAUACAACAUGGUUAGUUACCUACUGCGCAUGAUGACCAGCUGGGCCAUAGUUGUCAAUGUCUGGUAUCUCCCUCCCAUGACCAUACAGGAUGGUGAGGACGCAGCACAGUUUGCCAACAGGGUGAAAUCAGCCAUUGCUCAUCAGGGAGGACUGCUGGACCUGGCAUGGGAUGGAGGACUGAAGAGAGGGAAGGUGAAGGAUUCCUUUAAAGAGGAACAGCAGAAGAUGUACAGCAACAUCAUAGUGGGACAAAAUGGCAUCGGCCACCCUGAAAAAUGUAGUCAGACCAAAGAGGAUCAAUAAUCAUCUUCCUGUGAGGAACAUGUGAUCAGCUUUCUGCUUGGAAAUUGAUGAAGUAUCAGACACACCAGCAGGGAGGUUCCUACAGGGAGGGCUUCACCUCAUGAGUUUUUACAUUCAACCAAUCUAUUUUCAUUACGCGUGUGUGUGUGUGUGUGUGUGUGUGUGUGUGUGUGUGUGUGUGUGUGUGUGUGUGUGUG
Messenger RNA from Fundulus heteroclitus (mummichog), 1505 nucleotides. Its product is annotated as glycerol-3-phosphate acyltransferase 3-like. Lineage: Eukaryota; Metazoa; Chordata; Actinopteri; Cyprinodontiformes; Fundulidae. The record is from RefSeq and is a predicted model, not a curated record. The annotation marks the transcript as partial. Gene Ontology annotation, molecular function: glycerol-3-phosphate O-acyltransferase activity. The transcript has 12 exons. Gene Ontology annotation, biological process: triglyceride biosynthetic process. Gene Ontology annotation, cellular component: endoplasmic reticulum.